AUGAGGCCUGGUACCACAUCCAACUUAUCGUUUAACAGUAGCUCUGACUAUUCAGCACAUUUAGUUCCUUUGGAUGAAUGCGACACAUCUUCAUUAGCUAGCGGUAAUGUUAGAGAUCCGCAAUAUAUUAGCCGUUUUUAUAAUCCUGACAGUCAUCCACGAGAUGUGACUGAUGGUAAUUCAAAAGAUUGUAGACCACAACAUGAGGAUGCUUCCACAUUCGCAGUCUCGCAGGAUACGUGUCGUACGUCGCAGCUACAUGCUUCUGGUAGUGUAGAAAAAUAUAGCUCUUCGAUGAAGCCCUCUUCUGGCGUAGCAAUGUCUUCAGCUAUUAAGGACCUCGAGAUGGGUGAGGGAGUGGUAAUGCAUAAUCAUGCAUCCUUUGAAGAAGGCAGCGGAUUAAAUAUGAUACACCCAAAUUCGACAUCGCAUUGGGGUCACCUGUUGAAUGCAGCAGUGGCGGGGGUUCAGAACUGUGGUAAAUUCGUAAAGAAUGGCAUCAAUCACGCAGUAGGGCGGAUGUUAGGGAUUAAAUCCUCCACGAACAUCACUGACGCGCAGUCGUGUGUUUCCUCCGUUAAAACUGAUUCGUUAGCUCCUGAGGGGAAUAUUAGAGGCCUUGACAGCCCUCCAUCUUCUCCAUAUUCACCAAAAAGUAAAAAACAACUUUUUCAACAAAAGUCUGAAAACGAUCGCGAGGUGAUCCGUACGGACUGUAUUUUUGUAAGUGUUGAUCAAGAGUCGAACCUGUUAUUUCGCCCGGCGAACCUUUUAGCAAACCCCACCACGGGCGAGUCACAGCUGCUCAAAGAAGUGACGAGGGAGGAGGAGUUUGGAGUUGAAAACGAGGUCCCGGUUUACGAGGUGGACUUGAUCUCGGCCUUGGAGAGUUAUUUGGAUAAUCCGAAUGAGUGUUUUUCGCAUCUUGUAGCCGCAGCUCUCGCCUCGCGUUCGGUAAAACGCCCAGUUACCGGGGUCGAGGUUGCAGCCGCCCAGUAUAAUCCUUUCAUCGUGCGGUUGAUCGUCGCCUCGGGGUGUUUAGACGUCGAGGAUACCCUUGCGCGGCAGGAGGUGCAGGAAACCAUCGACUCCCUAUUUCCCCUUGAUUGCUCUUGUUUAUCCCCCACUGUCUACGACUACUUGAAAUCGUUUCUGGAGUUACCUUUUGUGAAACUUUCCUACGACCAGUACGCACUUCUGAAGAUGAGUGGGUUUGAAUACAUAAUCCUUAUGCGGAAGUACUCGCACGUGCUCCGGCGGGAUAAAUUCUACACGAUCCUUUUCAAUUAUUCGUCUAAGAUGCUGCUCUUGAAUUGGAUUUUUGUUUUUGUUUCCCUCGUCGUAAAUACGUUGAUCACUCUUUCUAUUAUUAACCACAUCGUGAUCUGGUUUUACCGAGAUAAUGAAUUAUAUCGUGUUAAUGGAAUUUACUCCCUCGUCGUCUUCGGCUGUGGUUAUGUGGUGAACUUCGUUACGAUGGUUUACUUCACACAGCGAAAGGAGGAUACCUCACGUUAUGAGGAUACGGGUGUUUUAAAACCUCCCUCGCUCUAUGUGGUGCUUUUUUUAUUUCCCUUUUAUGAACUGUUUUGCCUUAUUACCUUAACGCGAGCGAUAAGGCGGAAGAAGUUGGUUUUAGUGCAUAAUCUUCUGGCGCUUUCCCGGACCUCCGGGAUGUGCAGUGCGAUGUGGUUAGUCAUUCCGCAAAUCCUCGUUCAGAGGUUUCUUAUAUUUUCCACGGGCAAUCCAGAACUUGAAAAUUUCCAUUUGAAUUCCUCAGUCCUGAUUUAUUUGGGCAUUGGGCAAUGGAGUUUAGCACUUUUUCGUUAUGGUUAUAUGUUGAUGGCUUAUGAUUCGAUUGACUACUUUGGCUACGCAAGCUUCAAAAGAUCAAUCCCAAAGAAUUACCUCGAAAGACAUCCGGGGAUUCUGAUUUUACUCAACCACUACACGACGUACAUUGCCGAAGUAGCAAUAUACACCGUUAUUGUCAGCUUUAUUGAGAUGUACAAUACCUCAAAAUGUAAAGACCUCACUGUUCCUGUUAUCUGCAUUUCGGUGUCUAUGUUAUUGGCAGCUUCCGUGAUGUUUACAACCCUUAUCUUCAAUAAAAUUUCAGUCGGUUUUGUGAGCUUCUUUAAUAUUAUAACUAUUUGUUUCCUGGUCGUGAUAAAGAUGACAAUAAGUCACCGUUAUCCGUCAAGUGAAGAUAUUGACUGUUAUCUCUAUGCUAAAGAAAUUUCAUAUGAUUUUCCGUUUGUCGACGUUCUAUGGAUUGUAUAUGAAGUGUUGUUUUUUUGUUGGUUCCUUCUUGUACUGUCGUGGCCCCUACGGAAGUUUUUUCAUGAUAAUAUCUUCCAAAACGUCGUAUUUCCCUUACUUCAAAGAGUUUUCUGUUUAAAAAAUGAGGAACAAUCAAAAUAUGAUCAAAAGUCGGUGGUAAGGGAUCUCCAGUUAGUAUCUUAA
Molecule: messenger RNA, 2466 nt
Organism: Phytomonas sp. Hart1
Lineage: Eukaryota; Euglenozoa; Kinetoplastea; Trypanosomatida; Trypanosomatidae
Source: the annotation of a GenBank genome assembly